Messenger RNA from Sinocyclocheilus rhinocerous, 466 nucleotides. Its product is annotated as ubiquitin carboxyl-terminal hydrolase 20-like. The record is from RefSeq and is a predicted model, not a curated record. The transcript has 2 exons. Gene Ontology annotation, molecular function: cysteine-type deubiquitinase activity. The annotation marks the transcript as partial. Lineage: Eukaryota; Metazoa; Chordata; Actinopteri; Cypriniformes; Cyprinidae. Gene Ontology annotation, biological process: protein deubiquitination.
GUGAACCCCAUGUUUCGUGGCUACGCUCAACAGGACACUCAGGAGUUUUUGCGAUGUCUGAUGGACCAACUUCAUGAGGAGCUGAAGGAGCCUUUGAACGACUGCAGCGGUGCAAUCUCAGAUGUCCUGCCUGACCACAACCUCGACAACCGUAAUCAUGUCGAUGGAGACCGAUUCCCCUCUGAGGAUGAGUUCCUGUCGUGUGACUCUGGAUCAGGAAGCGAGAGAGGAGAUGGAGAGAGGGCAGGAGGAGAAGCAGAGCUGCUCAUCCAAGACGAAUGUGUGGGAGUGAGAGGAAAUGGAGGAAUCUCGGAGAAAGAGAGGCUGAAGGAGAGAAGAGGAGAAGAGAAGACACGGGAAAUGGAUGAGGAUGCAGAUGUGGACACGGCUGCACAAGAGGGACAGGCAGAGAGAGAAACAGAGGCAACAACUGCAACCACAACUGUGCCAGCACCAGGAAAUACAG